Molecule: messenger RNA, 8102 nt
Organism: Oncorhynchus gorbuscha (pink salmon)
Lineage: Eukaryota; Metazoa; Chordata; Actinopteri; Salmoniformes; Salmonidae
Product: matrix-remodeling-associated protein 5
Exons: 7
Coding region: 303-7691 (2462 amino acids)
Cellular component (GO): extracellular region
Molecular function (GO): protein binding
Source: RefSeq, a predicted model, not a curated record
CUCUCAGGAAGAGAGGAGUGGGUUAGAGUUAAGCUCUAAUCCAGAUGUGUGUGGCUGGGUGGACCAGUGCAGACUCAGCUAGGGUCCCACCUCUCUAAAAGAGACCCAACUCUCCUCCAUCACUCCUAACACAGACCUAGUGCUGCUUGGUUUACCUCAGAGCGUCACAACAAGACUAAACGCAGACUGGAUACCUCACUCCUCGACCGAACUGGUGUCUUAUUGUCUACUGUGAACACUGCUGUCAACCCACUUUUUCUUGGAGGAAUUUCCAGGUCGGAUGAUGGCGUGAGAGACCUGCCAUGGCUGCUGAGGGUGUCACUGUCCUGGCUCCCUGGCUGAGACUGAGGGCAGUGCUGUUAUUGCUGGUGCUGCUCCUCUCUCCACUGGCCCUGUGUGCCCCAUGCCCCAGAGGCUGCAGCUGCCCUGGCAUCAAGGAGGUACACUGCACCUUCCGCCACCUCACCUCUGCCCCACGUAACCUGCCCAAGGACACAGAGAGGGUUAACCUGGGCUAUAACAGCCUCCAGGCCGUGGGGGGGUCAGAGUUCACACAACUCCGCCAGCUGGAGAUGCUUAUGCUCCAUGGGAAUGAUAUCAUGACCGUGUCUCCAGGAGCAUUUUACAGCCUGCGCUCUCUGCAGAUUUUGAAGCUGAGCUACAACAAGCUGGAGGCCAUCACCCCUGGUAUGUUUGAGGGCUUGGUCAGCCUGGUGCGACUCCACCUGGACCGCAACAACAUAGACUUCAUCGAGCCUUACACCUUCAGUGGGCUAACAUCAUUAAAACUCCUACAGCUAGAGGGCAACAAGCUGAGGGACCUCCACCCACACAGCUUCAUCACCCUCUCUCUCCUGGGGAACUUCUGGAGCUCUGGGCUGCGUCACCUCCACCUGUCGGACAACCAGCUGCACUACCUCCAGCCUGGGACCCUGAUGCCCCUCAGCAAACUGGAGCUGCUCUCCCUGCAUGGCAACCCUUGGACCUGUGACUGCCAUCUCCAGUGGCUGCUAGAGUGGAACAACAAACAUGAGGGAGUGAUUAAGUGUAAGAAGGAGCGUGACGCUGCCUCUGGUGAGAGCUGUGCUGUCUGCUCCUCACCUCAGUCCUUAAAUGGCAGCCAGGUCCUGGGACUGUCUGCUGGCCAGCUGGUCUGUGAGCGGCCCACUCUGGUGUCCGAUCUGAAGCAGUGGGACAGCCCCGGCUGGGACGAUGCGGACUCAGAGCCCGACCUGCCCUACACCAGGGACCUGGAACGUCCCCUGGGCUACCUCACAUUCGUCCUGACCGACAACCACGGGAACAAAGCACAUGUGGCCUGCGAUGUCCGGCGGCCCAGCGAGAGCUCCUCUGUGACAUGGGAGAACCUGCGGACGUCCGGGGAGGUGGCGGUCAACGUGAGCCUGGUCAGCCUGCUGGAAUGUGAGAUUGACCGGGACACUCUGCAGAACCUCUGGAGGCUGGUGGCCUACUACUACGAGAGCCCUGCUCUCUUGGAGAGGGGGAUGAGGAGGGAGAACACCAGCAGAGUCACGUUUCAGUACUCCCAGGGACACAACGAGGAAUCCCCUUACUUUACAGAUCUCAAAGGACACUUAAUGGCUGAACCGACGUGGCUCCUCCAACCAAGGGUCACCCUGCAGCUGAACAGACGGCAAACCACCACAAAAAAACUGGUGCUGGACUUUACCACAUUCAUCUCCAAGCACAUCAGUGGUAGGGGAGAGCAGGAGGAUGUGACUUCCUCCUGGGCCCUAAUAAAGAGAGGAAGCCCUGGGAGAGUUCAAUCUGUGCUGGAGGGUUCAGAGGUCAGUCUGGGGUGUACAGUUAUCAGUUCAGGGUCACAGUCUGUGGAGUGGAUGCUCCCAGAUCUAUCUAUCCUGGAAGAAUCUAAUUCCCGGCUGGUGUCUGAGGGAGGCAGACUGGUCAUUGGAAAUGCUAGUGUGUCUGACUCUGGGCUGUAUCACUGUCUAGUCCGCACAGAGACUGAUGUGGACAUGGUGCCUGUGAGGUUGACAGUGAAAGAACGCCUGCUCAGUCCGAACACUCUAAAUGGGAAGAAGAUGGAAGUGGAGAGCGGGGAGUCCCUCUCACUCCCCUGCUAUGUGAACUCAGCACAGCCUAGCGAGACACGCUGGUACCUCCCUAAAAAUCAGAUCCUACAACCGUCGCAACCAAAGGGGAGGGUCUACGUCAAUCAAAAUGGAUCCCUGGUGAUCAAAAAGACAACUCAUGAGGACGCUGGGGAGUACAGCUGUUUGGCUGCUAACCUCUAUGGAGUAGACAUGUUGGCUCAUCUCGUGGUCGUCACAGGGGAGAAAGACUCGGAUGCAAAAGAAGAGGUCGAGAAAGAAUCACCUGGUGUUGAAACAGCCAAAGGAGAAUCACCUUUGUUUGGGAGUAAGGAGGAUGAAGGUGAGGGGUCAGGGUUCCAGGAGAUAAAAGGCCCCCAUGCUACACAGUCUCCUAAGAGGGUGGGUGGACAACAAAGGUACCCUGGAGGGUUUUUACGCCCUGGUAUGAAAGGGAAGAGGAUCAAGGAUAACAAGAGGAAACCUAAUAAGUCUGUCAAGGAGCUCGACCCCAACCGCUGGGCUGAGAUCCUAGCCAAAGCUAAUGCUAAACCUCCGACACUACCGCCUACAAGACCAGCACCAACUACACCAACAACAAAAACAGCAACGACAAUGACAGCCAAAGCCACUACUACUACUCCUAAACCCACUACUACUACUACUACCACAACUACUCCUAAACCCACUACUACUACUACUACCACUACUACUCCUAAACCCACUACUUCUACUACUACCACUACUACUCCUAAACCCACUACUACUACUACUCCUAAACUCACUACUACUACUACUACCACUACUACUCCUAAACCCACUACUACUCCUACUACCACUACCAUGAGACAAACUACAACAACCACGACCACAACAACAACUAUUACUGCUCCUCCUUCAACUACCAGAACAACCACAACUAAAAAGCCCACCAAGAGCCAUUCGAAAACAAGUCACCACACGGAAACAGAAGGUGAAUUGGACUUUUCCGAAAAGCGACCUGAACCUCCACCUAGAAAACAUGUGACACAGGCCCCAAGAGGGAAAGCAUUACUUGUGAACCGAGGUAGAGGUAGAGGAGGUCCAAACCCAGAUUCAGACUCGGUCAUAAAUCUGUCUGUUACAGAAGCGCCUCAAUCCGUCACACAACCAAUGCAUCUAGAAGACAAGCAUGUGGGGAGGGAGAGAGAGAGAGUGAACCAGAAGAACAAUCCUAUUUGGACAAACAGACGAAGACCCCCUUACAGACGGGGCAGACCCCCACAGAGACGGGUUCGACCUCAGAAACCCUCCCUCCCCUCAUCACACAAACCACAGACGACACUCCCUCAACCCGCAACCAGAGUGGAAAAACAAGAAUCUACUGCAUCGCAAAACGACAAUUCUAAAAUGGAGGACAAUAUUCCAGAACACAUACCCACUAUUUCAACACAUGAUGACAAUGAGCCUGUUGAUCUGAUCAUUAAUCCCAACACUGCUACAGACAAAUCAGAUAGCAUUCACAUAAAAUCAUUAACACCAGAGAUGAAAGACCUUAGUAUAGUUAACCUUUCAAACAGAGAGCAUGUGCCUACACCAGAGACGAUCACCUCAGCAGAAAAUCUACCUCCCCCAACUGAGGUGCCUGGACAGGAGAGGACAUGGGAGAACUUAAAAAAACAGGAUGUUAUUAGACAGACUACCCAAAACAGGCAAACAUCCCCAACGAUAACAACAACAACAAAGCACACUCAUAUUAAUUAUAAAAUUCAUUUAAAACCUAAUUUGUCACAUGAUACGGUUGCUAUGGCAACACCCGUACUGACUAAACUUGACGUUUCAGAUAAAGGAGCUGCAAAGCCAGAAACCCCUUUAACAAAAGUACAUUUUCUAAAUCCAACUCCUAAAAAAUCACAAGAUAAGACACAAACACAUUUGAGAACCGUUGCAAAAGGCAGUGUUGCUCGGGAGGAUUUUCUGAGAAACACACACAGAAACUCAUAUAAAAAUGAGGAGGAUCACUCUCAAAUGAAACUUGACAGUCCCAGUCUCCCCAUCCACCCCUGGAUCUACCAACAGAAUGUCCAAAUGAGAGUUCAAACCACCCCUCCACCCCGCGCUCCCACCCCCUAUUGGCCUUAUAGCCGCUUACAAGUGUGGCCCUCAGUUCAUGGUUCAGGGCCACAUCCUUUCUUUACGGAGAGGCCCAUGCUUUUCUCCCACCCAGGGGGCCGGGGAAUUGGGGUCACCAAUCGACCAGAAAUCACAGCUGAGACUGUCAGGCCCACAGCGUUCAUCUCUGCUUCACCGGGCAGUGGCAUGGCAGCCCCGCUGACCUACCACCCACCCCACAGGAGCCCAGGCCCAGCCAGCAGGACCCGACAGCAGGACCUCUUAAUGCUCUCCAAGCUCAGAAACAGAUACAGACAGGCUCAGCUGGACCGUAUUUCACAGCUAGGGAAGAGAGUGACAACUAAGCCCAAGAUCAGUCACCCUACACCUAGACCUCACUACCAGCCUCCCACUCCGUCAUACAACUACUGGCCUGUGCCCCCCACCACCUCCCUCCCCGUGCCCACCAACAGGCCCUACUCCACAGCCAGUGUCCUGUACGGCAGCCGCUGGCACUACAGCCCCUGGGGCCAGAGGAGGCUGAGCACGGCCCUGCCAUUCCCCAACUUGAUGGGUAGUGGGGUGAAGCCUAGGAUCAGCUCUGUGAAUACAGUCAGUGUGUCUGCCCUGGCUGAGGGUGAUGUGCUGCUGCCCUGUGAAGCAUCAGGAGACCCACAGCCAGCGCUCUCCUGGACUAAAGUCUCCACAGGUGCUACCGUCCAAGCAAACACAAAACACGGACAGAGAUUUGAAGUUGUAAAGAACGGCACCUUUGUGAUUAAAAACAUUCAGCUACAGGACAGAGGCCAGUACCUCUGCACGGCACAGAACACAUUUGGCUCGGACCGAAUGGUCAUUACCCUGGCUGUGCUGACCCAGCCUCCCAAAAUUAUAGGUCCCCACUCCAGAGAGGUCCCAGUGUAUUUGGGGAAGGCUAUAAGCUUAGACUGUGUAGCCUCUGGCAAGCCCCAGGCUCAGAUCUCCUGGAUUCUUCCAGACAAGACCUUUGUGCGUGAUGUGGGAGCUCUUGACAGGUCAGCCUCUCUGCUGGCUAACGGCACCCUGAGGAUCCAAUCAGCUAACUUCUCCAGUAAAGGCGACUAUAGGUGUAUCGCUAGCAAUGCGGCCGGAGCUGACACAGUGACUUUUCACAUCCACGUGGCAGCGCUACCGCCCACCAUCAAUGAGGAGGCCUCGGAGAGCAUCGUCAUCCAGGAAGGGAGAAGUGUGUACGUCCACUGCACUGCCAAGGGAGAGCCUGCGCCCGUGCUAAAGUGGACCCUCCCUGCAGGGGUACAUGUCAAACCCUCCCAGAUCCUCGGCAGGAGACUGUUUGUCUUCCCCAAUGGGACGCUGUACAUCAAGAACAUCUCUCCGGAAGACUCAGGGAGGUAUGAGUGCUCUGUGACCAACGCAGUGGGUGCGGCCAGGAGAGUUCUGCACCUGAAGGCCAGGCAGGAGGUCCCCAGCCUGCGACUGUCACACCAUCCCUCCCAACAGCACAGAGUCACAGCCAUGUAUGGCUCCACUGUGUACCUGCACUGUCCAGAGUCCACUGGCACUCCCCGUGGCACUCUGUGGCAGCUACCAUCCAAAACAUUGCUGGAACAUCGCUACAGCCCUGAGAGACCUGUCACCGUGUUCUCCAAUGGGACCUUACGGAUCCUGCAGCUGACUGAAAAAGACGGAGGUAGCUACCUGUGUAUGUUCCAGAGGCCCAACGGUGAGGACAUGGAGCUGUUCCAGGUGCAGGUGCUCAUGAUGCCACCUAAGAUCGAACAUCUGGCCACAGCUCAGAAGAGGGUGACCUCCGGGGAGAACUUCCAGGUGGACUGUGUUGCCUCAGGCCUCCCUGACCCAGAGGUGUCCUGGAGCCUCCCUGAUGGAACCAUGAUCAACAAUGCCCUACAGUCGGAUGACAGCGGCACCCGUUUUCGCCGCUAUGUCAUCUUCGGGAAUGGAACACUGUUGCUGCAGCAGAUGGGAAAGAAGGAUGAGGGGGACUAUACAUGCCAUGCUAAGAAUGAACUGGGGGAGGAUGAGAUGAAGGUGAGCAUCAAAGUAGGCCCUGACUUCCCCCGAAUCACAUCCAAGGCUCAGCUGUUGCUCACGGCCCGACUCGGAGAGUCUGCCUAUAUGACGUGUCAGGCAACUGGGGAGCCUCCACCAACCAUUGUGUGGCUCUCCCCAACCAAUGAUGUCAUCACAUCCUCUUCAACCAAAUACCACACCUUAGAUGAUGGGACUUUGGUGAUAAAGAAGGUGACUUUGGCCGACCAAGGGAAGUAUGCUUGUGUGGCAAGGAGUUCUGCUGGGGAUGACAUCAAGAACAUUAAGAUACAAGUAGAACCAAGAGAGCCACACAUCAAUGAACAAGGUGGAAGAAGCAGUAUGAAAGUGUUGGCAGUAUCUUAUCAGACAACACUGCUCGACUGCAGAGCGGAGGGCAAGCCUGAGCCACGCGUUUCCUGGGCCGCACCCUACGGCCUCUCUCUGCCAACACCUUACCUGGGAGGACGCUUCCAAGUCCACAAGAAUGGGAGUCUAGAGCUACGUGGAGUGAGGAAGACAGACGAGGGUCAGUAUGUGUGUUUGGCCAAAAAUCACUUGGGAGAAGCAAGCCUGGCAAUUGAGCUUGAAGUGGCAUCCAUAGCAGAGAAGCCAAGCUUCGCCAUGCCGAACAUUGAGAUUUUACCAAUAAAACAAGAUGGAAGUGAUGUCACUCUGGAGUGUCCUGCCCGCGGUAAGCCAAACCCAGAGUUUGUUUGGAUCCUGCCAAAUGGCACAGCACUGAUGCCAGGCACUAGACAUCAACACUUCACUCACUAUAGAGGAAACGGGACGUUGCGCAUCGACCAGCCAGUGACAGCUGACAAAGGGGUUUACCGUUGUCUGGCGAAAAACGUGGCUGGGACUGCAGAGAAGCGAUACGCUCUAGAACCAGGAAGAAAGCCUGUGAUUCGAGGCACAACAGGGAUCAUGAAGAUCACGUUUGGCCAAAUUCUGAACCUGCCGUGCUCUGUGGAUGGCUGGCCACAGGCCUCAAUAACAUGGACCCUACCAAACGGCCUGGUCCUGGACAAGCCCCAGAUUAUUGGGAGAAUUACAUUUUUAUCAAACGGCACACUUCAACUCAAAGAGGUCGCCACAUUUGACAGGGGAACCUAUGUCUGCAAGGCCACCAACACAUUUGGGUCAUCUGCGUUGUCAUACCCAGUUGCAGUUAUGGUGUAUCCUCCAAGUAUCACAAACGCACCCCCUUCCAUCACUAGAGUCCACAGAGGGUCAUCAGUAACACUUAACUGCAUCGCUGCAGGCAUACCAAAGCCUGAGAUAACAUGGACUCUACCUGGAAGAACCACACUUGUUCCCAACAACCGUUUCACGGCACAGGGAGGAAUUCACAUGACGGUUGAGGGCAGCUUGGUCAUACAAGAUCCAGUGCUUAUGAACUCAGGAAUUUACAAAUGCAAUGCAAAAAAUGCUCUAGGAAGUGACUUCAAAGCAACAUAUCUUCAGGUGAUCUGAGCCACAACAUAAAUCCCUAAUCUAAUCUGACAAUUACACUUGAAUGUAAAACUUAAUCCUCUAGAAUACCAUAUGUACAGUGUAUUUAUGUAACCUUACCAUUAAUGUGCAUAUUAUAUGAGGUAAAAUAGUGUGAACUCUUAUAUCACUAACAAGGAAAGGAGAAAAAUGUCUGCUUUAAUUGUUGGCAGAAAUAUAAGCAUAUAAAAACAUAACAGAUGUGACUUAGGGAAUGCUCUCUUUUCUUUGAAUUUAUAAAUAUUCCUGUAUGUAAAUAUCUAAUUAUACUGUGUUGACUGAACUCACAUUGUUGGUUUAUCUAUAUCCCUUUUUUUACUACGAUACAGCUUGCAGGUGCCUAGUGUUACUUCUGACAAUAUAAAAAAUAAAAGUGAAUCACUUACACAGGAA